AUGCUGGACUCGGGUGGUCCCCCUAGCGAGAGGUUCUUGAGCAUUAGUUCCCUUAAUCCGUACGUACACCGCUGGCAAAUCAAGGCGCGGGUUGUGGACAAGAGCCCAUUGCAGACGACGAAGAACAACAGCAAAUUCUUCCACGUUGACGUCACAGAUUCUGCAGGCGAUCUCAUCCGCGCCAAGUUUUGGGGUGACGCAGCCGAAAAGUGGCACGGGGCUCUGGAGAAAGGCAAAGUGUACUGCUUCUGCAGAGGCAGAGUCAACGUGGCGAACAAGCGGUUUUCAACUCUCAGCAAUAACUAUGAACUCUCCUUCUCAGCGGAGGCGGACAUCAAGCCGGCAGAAGACGACGGCUUGUGCUCAAUGCCUCUCCGGAAUAUCUUCAACUCCACUCGAGAGUGCCCAUUCCCUACUGACGUGUUGGCUGUCGUCGUUGAGGUUCAGCCUAUUUCUUCUGUCACCGCGAGGAGCAGCGGAGAGGAGCUCAAACGCCGUGUGUUGAAGGUUCGGGACAAAUCCCAAAUGGAAAUGGAGAUAAGCUUGUGGGGCGAACAAGUUGACUGUAUAACUGAGACGACAGCCCUUCCUCAGGUUUAUGGGCUCACGGCACUGAACAUCCGAGACUGGCGAGGGGCUAGAAGCGCCAGCACAACAAAGUCCUCGCAAAUACUAAAGGCAGGCGCAGGCCUUCUUUCUGCUGAAGAAGAAACCAGUGCGGCAGAAAUGUUGCAGUGGUACAUCACCACAGGCAGCACCCUGUCCUUCCUCAGUAUGUCUCGUGGGGGGCCGUUGGGUGAUGGGGCUCCCAGUGAGCGCAAGCCCGUGCAGGAAUUGGGCAUAAAAGAGAUUAAAGACAAAAAUGAGCCUGGGAUCUACGCUUUCGUUGCUCAAGUGCGUCGUGUGUACUGGAAGCCGAGGCAGCAGCAGCAGCAGCAGCAACAGGGGCAGCAGCAACAGGAUAUCUACACAUAUGCUGCCUGCCCCUCAUGUGACGCCCGACUGGAGGUAUAUGCUGCUUGCCUCUUUUAUCGACAGUACCGGCUCUUUGAGCUGCAGAUGCUUUGCAGAUAUGGAGUUACGGUAAAGGCGGAGUUCGAUAAUUAUAACGGGGAACAGCGCAUGCGGUACACAGCGCUCCGGGUAGAGACAUUGGAUCCACACGGCUUCUCUCUGCUGCUGCUCCAGCAUCUCAAAGCCGCAGUACGCUGCCUCGCUCUGCUGCUGCUGCUUAUGCUGUCUUUUGCUGGCGUUGCUGUUGACACCGUUACUGCUGCUUCUUGGCAUUCGGUGCAAAUGUACGAGCCACUUAGACCGGUGGACCCUACAAUUGUUAUUUCCAUCGCGCAGGUACCGACGUUGACGGACUUUGCAGCGAGCAAGAAGGCGAGACUUGAGGCGGACGAUACAGAGCUGCAACCUGACACAAAACGGCCUUUGGUGGAGGCGCACUAA
Molecule: messenger RNA, 1455 nt
Organism: Eimeria acervulina
Lineage: Eukaryota; Apicomplexa; Conoidasida; Eucoccidiorida; Eimeriidae
Product: replication factor-A C terminal domain-containing protein, putative
Exons: 12
Coding region: 1-1455 (484 amino acids)
Source: RefSeq, a predicted model, not a curated record